UCCAUGACACAGGCCGAGGAAGCCACAGGUGGUCGAUUCUUACUCAAAGGAAAUGUGUCUGAGAUUCGAAGGCAAUACAGCAAGCUUGGUGAAACCCUGAAGCUUUUUGCUAAACCAGGUCCUAAAAAUAUUGAUAAUGCAGAGGACUACGAGAUUCGACCCGGAGUCCAGGUGCGCGUAUAUAAGCCCCAGGAAAGAGAAGGUAUACUUCCGGUCGGCGUAUAUUGCCAUGGCGGAGGAUGGGCCCUAGGCGACCUCAACAGCGAAGACACAUUAUGUCGAAUUUUGUGUGUUUCCGUGCCUACUGUUCUCGUCUCAGUCAAAUACAGACUGGCACCUGAGCACAAAUAUCCCGCUGGUCUCGAUGAUUGCGAAUUUGCUUAUAAGUGGGCUGUGGACAACGUGGAAAUGAUUUCCGGCAACAAAAAUCGCUUCUACUCGAUUGGAGGUUCGGCAGGAGGCAAUCUUGCUAUUGCAAUGGCCUUGAGAACCCUCGAAUGGGAAGGGCCAAGGAUCAAUAAAGGACUAAUCGGGAUUGCACCAAUCACUGUAGACCCUUCUGUUGUUCCUGUUGAAUUCAAGCAACGGUUCGAGGAGUCUCUAGCAAAGAAUACCGACUCCUCUAUGAUUGACAUACCAGUUAUGGAGACCUUUCGUGCUGCGUAUGGAGUCUCAUCCCGAUCUGAUCCUUUCUUUUCAGUCCUUCUCCAUAAGAAUCUGGACGCCCUCCCGACGACGUAUCUCGUCGCAUGUGAGAAGGACCCGCUUGGUGAAGAUCCUCAAAUGUUCCAUGAGGCUCUCCUUCGGGCGAGAGUGACGAGCAAACUCGAUUACUACGCAGGCUACCCUCACUAUUUCUGGACAUUUCCCGUACAGAAAACGAACGAGUUUAACGAAAAUCUCAUAUUGGGAGUGAAGUGGGUGAUUGAAUCGAUGCCCUAA
Talaromyces proteolyticus is the source of this 942-nucleotide messenger RNA. Its product is annotated as carboxylesterase. The annotation marks the transcript as partial. The record is from RefSeq and is a predicted model, not a curated record. The transcript has 6 exons. Gene Ontology annotation, molecular function: hydrolase activity. NCBI's taxonomy places the organism in Eukaryota, Fungi, Ascomycota, Eurotiomycetes, Eurotiales, Trichocomaceae.